Molecule: messenger RNA, 3050 nt
Organism: Cinara cedri
Lineage: Eukaryota; Metazoa; Arthropoda; Insecta; Hemiptera; Aphididae
Source: the annotation of a GenBank genome assembly
AGCUGAUAAAUGAUAACAAAAGCUUAAUGUGAAUACUGAAUUGCGAAGUUUAUUUUAUCUACUGAAAUGUAUAUGUUGACAACUACACUUGUCUGUAAAAGCAUAAAGUACUAAUAUUUCAGUCUCAGAAUCUGCAAUGGGAGGUAAGAAGAAAGGCGGAAGCAAUCACAAUUUUGGUCGGGCGCUAAUCAAAGACAGGUUUGGUCGUAGCAACAGGACGUUGAACAAUGACUCAUUUGUAUGUAGACACUAUUGAGUUACCUAUUCUUAAUUAUUUGCCCAUUUUUUUUCAUUUAGUAUAAAAUUUAUUAUGGAUUGUACAAAAUAAUUGUUCUGUUUAAUAACAGCUUCACACGUCCGAUUUGGCAGAUGGAUAUGAUUGGGGCAGACUUAAUUUACAAUCUGUCACAGAACAAAGUUCUUUUGAAGAGUUUUUGUCCACAGCUGAAUUGGCAGGAACAGAAUUUACAGUAAGCUUCAUUAAAUUAUUUUUAUAUACAUCUAUUUUUAUGCAUUUGAAAUCAAAUACAUUAUAAUGUACUUAGGCUGAGAAGUUAAAUGUAGAAUUUGUUCCUGAAAGUCGAAUGGUUGGUACUUUGACAGACGAUGAACGAUCAAAAAUUGAAAAGUCUCACUUACAAUUUAAACAUUUUAUUAAAAUUCCAAGAAGGUAGUAUAAUAUCUAUGAUGUUAAUAUAAUACAUUUAUUUUAUAUUUACUUUUAUAGACCAAAAUGGGAUACAGAUACUACUACUGAAGAGUUAGAUUCAAGAGAAAGACAAAAUUUCUUGGAUUGGCGUCGCAAAUUAGCUGAGCUCCAAGAAGCGGAAGGUUUGGUGUUAACACCUUAUGAAAAAAACUUAGAUUUUUGGAGACAGUUAUGGAGAGUUGUUGAGAGAAGUGAUGUUUUAGUACAAAUUGUAGAUGCUCGAAAUCCAUUACUGUUCUAUUGUGAUGAUUUAGAGAAAUAUUCAAAAGAAGUGGAUAAAAUCAAAACUAAUGUGUUGUUGUUAAACAAGUCUGAUUUGUUAACUGCUUCACAGCGUAAAUACUGGGCAAGAUAUUUUGAUUCUAGAGCUACAACAGUAGCAUUUUAUUCAGCUAAAAAAAGUGAAGAAACUAUUGAAGAAGGCAAUGAACUUAAUCAAGAAGUUGAAGAAACUGUUAGUAAUAGAAAUUUUUAUUAAUAUAAAUUUGUAUUAAGUAUAAAAUGUGUAUUAUAAUUAGACUGAUGAAACAAGUGAUGAAGAAAUUGAUGCUGAUGAUGAGGAGUGGGACAGUGCAGAUUUUGAAACAGAUGAAGAAGAAGUAAUCGGAGAUAAUGAAGGUGAAAUAUUUUUAUUUUAUUAUUUUAUUAAAAUUAUUGAAGUUCUUUUAUUUUCAGACGAAUGUACUAUAUUUAAUAAAAAUUCUCCAAAGUUAUUAUCAAAGGAAGAAUUAAUUACUUUUUUUAAAACUAUUCAUGGAAAUCGUAAACGUUUGUCAGAUGAAUUGGUUACAGUAGGAUUAGUAGGUUAUCCUAAUGUAGGUAAAAGUUCAACAAUUAAUACACUUCUUGUCAAUAAAAAAGUGUCCGUUUCUUCUACCCCUGGCAAAACAAAACAUUUUCAGGUAUUUAAUGUGAACUUAUGUUAAUUAACAUCAUUCAUUUUUAUCAAAUAAUAAAUAUUAAUACAUUUUAAGAAUUGUAUUUAUUUUUCUUUUGUCAUAAAUAAUUAAUAACAUUAAAUACUUUUUAGACUAUUUAUGUUGACAAAGAAUUGAUGCUGUGUGAUUGUCCCGGUUUAGUAAUGCCUAGUUUUGUGUUUACUAAAGCUGAUCUUAUUGUAAAUGGUAUUCUUCCCAUUGAUCAAAUGAGAAACCACAGACCCCCUGUAAAUCUAAUCUGUUCGCAAAUACCAAGACAUAUAUUAGAAGAUCAAUAUAGCAUAAUGGUAACAAAACCAUUGGAGGGCGAAGACCCAAACCGACCACCCACUGCAGAUGAAUUUCUAAAUGCUUAUGCAUGUAAUAAUUUAAAUCUAAAUUUUAGCCUUAACAAAAUUUAUGUUCCAAUAUUUAUUUUGUUUUGUUACAACUAAUUUUAGGUAGUAGAGGAUAUAUGACUGCAAAUGGUCAACCAGAUGGUUCAAGAGCUGCCCGUGUAAUUCUCAAGCAUUAUGUUCAAGGGCGGCUAUUGUUUUGUAUUGCACCACCUGGAGUUGAUCAAACAAAAUUCCAUUCAUUUCCACCACCUGAUGAAAACCGUGCAAUAAAAACAUUUACUCCAUUUGAAAACACCCUUCUCAAGGUUUUUUUCUUAUUGAUUAAAAAAAUAUAUAUGUAUAUAAAUACAUAUUCUGUAUUUUUUAGCCUAAUGUCGCGUCUGGAUCAGAUUUAGAUAAUACAUUUUUUCAUAAAACCACAAUGGUUGCACACAGUAAAGGCAUGAAAAAAAUGGAUAUAAUGGGCAGUGUUAAUAAGUAUGUCGGAGAAAAAACUUGUACAAGUAGUGUAUUUUAAUUUUUUUAUAUUUAUAGUCCAGCUCAACAAGCUUCAUCAAAACCAUGGAAAAACCAUAAAGAGAAAAGGAACAAACACGAGAAAUUAAGACGUCAAUUCAGACAUCUUGAUAUAUAAAUUGCAUUGUUGUUUUAAAUUAAACAUUUACUUCUGAUCAAUUACAAUUAAAGUGUCUUAAAAACUUAAGAAAUUUGAAUAUAAUAUGUUUAAAUAAUAAUUGUUUACAACAAAUAAAAUUAUAUUUAUAUUACUAUUUCCUUUUAUUCUUUUUACUCUGAAAUCUAUCAAAAACACUUAAUGAUGUUUUCUUUGUAGAUUUGGUAUCAUCAAUGUUCUCUGUUGGACAUGCAUUCAGUGCUCUAACAAAUUCCUAGAAGAAAAAUAUCCAAUGUUAAUAUUUUGCGCGUGAAAUAUAAUUAAAAUAAAACAAUAGAUUUACCUUAGUUUUCUCUUCUAAUAUUUUUUGUUUUAUUUUAGAUGGAUUAGGGAGUGUCUUUUUCUUAAUUUUGUUUCUUACUUUAAUAUUUAUCUUUAAUGGUUUUACAGUC